CUUCUUACCACCAUGUCCUCCGCGUAGUUGACAACAUCAACGACUGUCGCUGCCAUCAGCAGCAUGCUCGGAGAAGUACAGUCUGCAUCAGCCAGGUCUAAGUGGAUCUGGCACUGCGGGAAGUCGCCACCAUGAGUAACGAGUCGGGACACAACAAGCGACAGUCGACAAGCAAAGCGGCGGCAUUGAUUCCACCGAGAGCUCCACCACUGCCAGCCCCGAACCCAAGGCCAUUGCAGCGGGCCAGAGAUGCAGCAUCGCGUCUGCUCGGGUAUUCGAGGCCGCCGAGUCCGCAGGGUGCACAGGACGAUGACCGCUACUCCCACGGCGGCAGUCAAUUCAUGAGAUCAGCGCCACUCAGUGCGUCGCAGAAUGCAACCACCAGCCACAAAACGGGACUUGAGAUCAAGACCAUCAGCAUCAAUGAGAGCGGCAGCCAUGCCAUCAUUGCUGGAAAGGAGAUCUUCAAGACAGUCUCGGUUGUCGAUGGACGGUGCGCGGAGGACUUAAAUCUUAGGUCGAAGAUCCGAAGUACACCGAACCAGGCAUCCGGACAACCUCGCCAAAUCUAUUCGAUCGACAUAGCUGAUGUGGCCUGGGCGAAAGGCAACACAGGCCAGUAUGUCGCAGCAGCAACGUCCAGUGGCAAGAUCAUCGUAUACGAUCUUGGCCAUGCUGGACUGCAGGCAGCACAACUCAUCGAGCACAAGCGACAAGUCCAUAAUGUCACAUUCAGCCCACAUCAAGGCAGUCUCCUGCUGUCUGGCAGCCAGGACGGCACAGUAAGGCUGUGGGACGUGCGAGACGUUCGGAACCAGAGACAAGUCGGAGAUAUACAGAGCAAGCGGAGGUUCCAGGGUCAGAGCGACGGCGUGCGAGAUGUCAAGUGGAGUCCCACCGAAGGUCUUGACUUUGCCUUUGGUACAGAUGCGGGAGAGGUCCAGCGCUGGGAUAUGAGGAACUUGAAAGCUCCCAAGAUCAGAAUCCCGGCACACUCUCUUGCUUGUAAUGCUGUGGACUGGCAUCCCGAUGGCAAGCAUAUCGUCACGGCCGGCAGUGACAAGACGAUCCGCGUGUUUGAUGUCUCCGGAAGUCGUCCUAAGAAGGCGUCGUGGGAGAUCAAAGCCGCGCAUCCUGUCAUGAACAUUAGAUGGCGCCCUUCUUGCCGCUCGGCGAUCGCACAAGAUGAUGGUGCUGGUCUCUGUACGCAGGUGGUGGCUUGCUACGACCGUGACCACCCCGUCCUGCACGUGUGGGACUUUCGACGGCCUCUUCUUCCCUUCCGAGAGCUGCAGCCGUAUCCCUCCGCGCCGACGGACAUGCUCUGGCACUCGCAAGAUCUGCUGUGGACCGUGGGUCGUGAAGGCACCUUUCUCCAGACGGAUAUCCAGCACACGUCCAAGGUCAUUGACCGAUGCAACCUGCAGACACUUGACGUCUCUCCGCUUGGCGAGCUCACUUUUGUCACCCAGUCGCGAAAGCAACGCCGCGUGCCGAAGCCGAAUCCAGCUCUCCCUACGCCGCAGAAACCGACCAGCUUCAGCACCAGCCCAGAGUCAACCUUUCUGAGCCGCAGCUGGGCAGACGAUAGCCUAGAUUCCUCCUUCCUCAGUCUCCUACCAGCCAAACGCCAGCCCCGAACCAGCAACUCCGGGCGCUUCGUCUCCGCCACGCCGACUCCUCGUGCCCAGAAGCAUUCGGCAACCAUCAAACUCGACGACGUCCUGACCAACCGCAAAUCCUUUCGCCCGCAGCAAGUGGCCUGCCGCGGACAGCUGCCCAGUCAUAACAACCGCAGGUUCAUCGCGUACAUGGCCGAUCGCUGGGCAACAGAGUUCCGCGCUGCUCCAAACGACCCGACCUUUCUAGCCGUCGUGGACAAAGCAUUCAAGGAAAAUGAAGAACGCGCCGCAUCGUUGGGACUUCUGAGAGAGGCGCAAACAUGGAAAAUGGUCAGUCACUGUGUCAUCAAGCACUUGACAGAUCGAGCCGUACUCAAGGCAAGGAGAGCUUCGCAAAAGCCAUCCCCCCAAGUGAACGGCACACAACACACUUCGAUUGAAGGCCUAGCUACACGCCUCGCCGCGCAACACUUGAAGUCGCCUGUCCACUCCCCGGCGAGUUUGCGGCCUGCGCAGACAAUCGCACAGCACUUGACACAGGCAGAGAGCACGUCUAAUGUCCCGACUCCACUUGCACGCCCUUCCAAUGGAGAUCGCGAACCGUUGCCCGAUAUUGAAGCCGGCGAACCCGUCACCCUACCGCCUUCUCUCACCUCGUCCAUGCUCAAACCUCCUCCAGCACCGCCGAUCCCACUGAGCUCGUCCACCCGCAGACUCACAAUGGAUAGUCUCGCUGAGAUGCAGAAGCACCAGACGUACGAGGAAACGGCUGAGAGGAGCGAGAUGGUGAAGCGGUGGAGUGCGCAAUCGAAGAACGUCCUGAACCUCGACCCAGUAGACCAUCAAGGCGUCAGGAUCCCACUCGCCAAGCUCGAAAACCACGGAAGUGGUGAGAGCUUCCAGUUCCUGGAGGAUUCGGCUGGCUCGAGAGAGGCAUCUUUUCCCGCUUCAUUUGAAAGUCACAAGUCGGCCGGCCUACCCAUGGUCUCUGCGCACCCAACUCGCCCCCGGCCCAGGCGCGUCCAGACGACAGAGUCGGAGAUUCAGCCUGACAACAGAAGAGAUUCAGACGUGGAGCAAGCAAUCUUUGCCGAGAGUCCGGAGGCGAGCAAAGAUCACUGGGACCGUGGCCCUGGGCCCUCUGCCGCGCGGGAGCAAAGACCAUCAGAGGUGGCGCAGGGCCGGUCGGCAGCCGUCAAGAAGAAUCUCGGGUUUGAGCACGGCCUGCGUGGCACUGAAUGGAGAGAACCUGAGCUCAAGAUCGCUCGCAUAGCAGUGGAGACAAUCACUGGCUAUGCGAGUGAUGCUCCUCCCGACGGCCUGGCCGACGAAGCGGACAUCGAUCUGGAGGAGAACGCCAUCUGGACAAUAGUAGAAAUGCUACAACAGCUCAUAAAUUUCUACAGCAAUGAGCAGCCAUUUCCCCAGAUGGCAUCAGUACUCCUCUUGCUCGUCGGCCCCCUCCUGCCUCGCACACAUCCGCUGCCAAUACCAGAGAUUCACCAGACAGUGUCCAGCUACGUGGACCACUUCAUCAACAGUUUGGGCUGGAAUCCCGAGGAGGUCCCGGCACUCAUCCAGCAAUGUUUCGAGCAGCCAAUGAGAGCCGGGCUACAGCCACUGCAAGUCGAGAGCAUUUUGUCCACAUACCAUGAGCAACUCCUACGGUAUCAACUCUUCGACGAAGCGGCAGUUCUCCGCCAACUGAGCUACCCGGCAUACCCGGCCGUAUACGAAGAUUUCCUCGGAGACAACCGCGUGUACCUCUCUUGCGGUGGCUGCGGAAAGCCAGUUCUGGCGAGCUCAGAUACUCUACGAUGUCAAUCCUGCCGUAAGAAGCAGGAGCCUUGCCCGAUUUGCUGGAUGAAGAAUAGUCCCUUCGAGACACAUACCUCGACUCUGCACUCAAUGUGUCUUCUGUGCGGCCAUAGCGGGCACGCAGCAUGUUUGUAUGAUUGGUAUGUUGUGGCGAAGGAUAGAGGAUGUCCUACGGCCGGAUGCCCUUGCGAUUGUGGUGCAGGAGAACGAGUAGAUGAGAAGAUGGCUGAAAAGGAGGCUAGGACUAAGAGCCAUGCACGUGUGAAGAGCGAUGACUGGAAGGCGAGAGAGAGCAAGGCUGUGGAAGGAGCGAGGGAUGAGCUUAAGAAGUGAUUGCACUGUACAGAUAUGAGAUGAGCGAAUGAUACCCCGACUGCGUGACGCGAA
Cercospora beticola is the source of this 3827-nucleotide messenger RNA. RefSeq lists its product as uncharacterized. The record is from RefSeq and is a predicted model, not a curated record. Gene Ontology annotation, cellular component: GATOR2 complex; vacuolar membrane; cytosol. Lineage: Eukaryota; Fungi; Ascomycota; Dothideomycetes; Mycosphaerellales; Mycosphaerellaceae. Gene Ontology annotation, molecular function: protein binding. Gene Ontology annotation, biological process: positive regulation of TORC1 signaling; positive regulation of macroautophagy.